This is a messenger RNA of Physcomitrium patens, 3375 nucleotides long. RefSeq lists its product as uncharacterized. Gene Ontology annotation, molecular function: protein binding; ubiquitin protein ligase activity. Lineage: Eukaryota; Viridiplantae; Streptophyta; Bryopsida; Funariales; Funariaceae. The record is from RefSeq and is a predicted model, not a curated record.
GAUAUUGGGGGUCAGCACUCACCGCCGAGAACAGGUCUGUUUCUGGUUAUGGGGUCACUGACCUAUUCCCCAGUUGAGGCUAUCCAAAUGAUAAAGCAGUCGGAACGAUUCACCGUAGACUCUCAGAAUAUUAAGAUUCAAUCAUAUUUGUACCUAUGGCCAACAAAAAAGAUACUUGCGCCAUCAGGGACCUUUACACCAUUAAUGCGAGGGAAUAUUAGUCUAUUAGUAGGACUUCAAGUGAGUUGAAACGAAUUACUAAUGGGGUGAUCGACCAUGUUAAGAUGGGUAUUUCGGUGACCGCCUCUUAAGAUUUCGGAGUGGACGACUCACCAAGAAGGACCCGCGCGCUUUGUAAACCCUCACGCUUGUUUGGGUGGCGCUUGGGUUCGGUUCUUUUCGCCCUUUCGCUUUUUCUUUGUCAAUUUGGAGCUAACAUGCGCUAGGGUUUAGUUUACGAUGCUUUCCGCUGCAGGGAUUGGGGAGAAUCGUAUCGGAAGAUAGUUGUAAGAUUAGAUCGCGUUGUGGGAAGUCGUUUAGGGGCGCCGAUUGCCUUCCGAAGGAAUCCCACCGUGGUUUCUGCCCAAUUGUGGAGAUGGGGUCUUGACUAUUCAGAUGGUUGGAGAGGGUGAGGAAGGGAAAGGAAUUUGAGGCCGGAGGGUGACCGGGAUCUGGUGCCGGCAUCAGGAGAAGUGUAGGCCGGACGAGAAUUGGUAGGAAAUAUGGUGGAUGUGUUGGAGGCAAUGGGCUUUCCGAAACAAUGGUGUGAGCUAGCGCUGCGUAGUAGCAGUGGGAUUGAGCCGGCUGUGGAAUUGUUGUUGCAAUGGCAAGCAGAUGGAGGUGCACCUCCUGCUGUUUCAGAGAGUCCAUCUACGUUGUUCUCAUUAUUGCCUUCACUACGUCAGCCUGUGAGUGUAGCCGCUGUUUCUACUGCUCCGAAACCCGUAACUCCAGCAGCAGGAUUGGACGCAGUAGUCCCGGAUGCAGGCGGUGUUGGGCAAAUUCCCUCGCCCUAUUCGGGAAGACGGUUGAAGGUUCAGGAUGAAGACUCGGAGAAAAGUAGAGCUCGGAAGCAUGCGGUGGAAGGCAAAGCCAAUGGUCGUAGGCGCAGCCAGGUUGCUGUUGCACCAGCGUUUGCUUCUGGCUCAAGUUCCCGUGCUGACCAGCGUGCGGCUCCUGUAGAGCUUCAUAUUCGUUGCCCAGGGUAUCCAACCAUGACAGGGACUUUUAGUGCAGGUUCCACUCUCAAGGAGGUACGAGAUUUUGUUCUGAACGAGUUGCAGACCCAGCAACUGCGACAACCAGUGGAAAGGCCAUCAUCACUGGUGACUAACCGUCAGUCGAGGACACCUCGGUCGAGUGCCAAUGCUGCAUUUCCAUUUCCCGACAGGGCUUCUAAAAGGACUGGAAAGACAUCGAGAUAUGCUGAUCCCACUUCAAGCGCAACCGCUCCUCUCAACCUUACCGCUAGAAAUCUGUACUUUUUGAUUCCUUUCCCUCGAGAAGUGUUUGAUACAGAAGCAUCGAUGGCGACAACAUUGUGCGAUGCAAAUCUUUUUCCUCGAGGAAUCCUUACUGCACAGUUCCUAAUUAAACCAAACUCUUCAACGUCAGAGAACGUUAUCAAUCCUCAUGAAAUUAGUGAACCUCUUGGAGAGAGUGUACAUUCCAGACAUGCGCAUGUGUCUGCUUCUCAACCCUUACGAGAUAACGAUUUUUCUCAAUAUGUUGAGGACGUGACAAAGCGUGAACAGCAACUCAAAGCCACUCUUGACAGUUUUAGUAGUAAACAAGAGUCUGAAAGAGAAACUAGUGAAACUUUAGAUACUGGUAUUGCGGCGGCAACCGUGCUAGCACCAAUAGUUACACCUUCUGUGGAAGCUACUUCCACUUCUGUAGCCUGUACUGGGGAGGAGAGAAGUCUGGAGGUGGAUGGAGAGCGUGUUCGGCAUCGUGAGUUGGCUCUACAAGCAGCGGCAAAAAGAAUGACUGAAGCAGCCCAAAUGUUUCGUGAGGGUUUCAUACCGGAUGAAGGAGAACUUGGAGGUUAUUUUUCUACACCUUCAGAUGUACCGCCAGUGUCUGCAAGGACCGGCGAUGGUGAAACAAGAUUUGCGCCCAGGGAUCGAGAUUCUAAAGGCAAGCAAGUAGCAGAUUGUGGUCCUAGUCAGCCAACUGAAUUGCGGGUGCAGAAUUUACGAAACAAUUUUGUUGGCUUUAGAGGACGGGCCUCUCGAGCGCGCUUGCCUCUGCCAUUUUCUUCAUCACGGCCAGAAAAGUUGCAACGCAUUGGGGAAUUAUCAAAUGAUAUCUCCGCGGGAGGAAAUCCCACAUCUAUUUUUGCAAGUGGAAAUGCAAUAGAUCGUGUUGUUCGGAGAGGGGAAGUUCAAGAAACAUCGCCGCUCGCAAGGUGGCAUGGAGGAUCCCCUGGUAAUGGAAGCCCGUCAAUUAGUGAGUUAAGAAUAUGGUUGGAAGAUGGGAGCGUACUACGGCACACAUUUCCUGCAUACACCACUCUGCAAUCGGUUUGCGAAUUUGCUAUUCCAGGGAGGUUUUCAGUAGCUGAAUAUGGCCUUACACUUCCAAUUCCAGGAUCUCAGUUUUUUGAAGGAGAAGCUUUGACUUUGACUUUACAAGAAGGUACAUCUUUCAUCAUCGCCGAAGAGGUAGGGUCUUGUAUUCAAUGUUUGUUGGAGCAUUCUAUCCUUAGGCGGUGUCUCAAUAUGCAAAUUUGGAUGGGCAUUGCAGUGGGACUUGUCCCUCGGGGCGUGGUACACUUGCAGAAGGUAGGAAGCAGAGGUUUAGUGACUCAAGACAGGCGUCGGGCACGGCGCAUGAUGAGAUACCUUCAGAGUGACAAUGAACCUGAGCUUGAAUUAGAACAGUUAUGGCAAGAGUUUAGCCGGCACAUGAACACCAAUCUCUCUUACGAAGAGUUGGUUGAACUUGAAGGCAGCAUUGGUCGAGUGAACGUCGGAGUCCCAGAGUCAACAAUUGCAAAUCUGCCUACACACACCGUUUCUCGGAGUGCUGGAGAUAUCUGUAUUGUGUGCUUGUCGGAGAUGGUAGAAGGUGAGGAAGUGAUGGUGCUACCAUGCGUUCAUUCCUUUCAUCUUGCUUGUAUACGUCAAUGGCUGCUGCAGUCCACUUGCUGCCCAACAUGCAAACACUAUAUCUCGUAGCAAGUCGGGAGAUGUUGAAAGCAGAAGGCUUACUUGAAAAUGCAAGACAUUAUGAGAAAAAUGUUGAUAUGCGGAUUUUUUUUGGUGAUGUGUAUCACCAUAAACCAGAAAGAUUGUACAGAACUUUUGAAAGGAAUUGAAGCUGGAAUUUUGGACACAUCUGCUAAAUCAGGGUUUGUCCUCCUGAAUCUUA